UCUCUCCCGUCCAGGCUAUACUCCGAUUGGCUGUUUGCUCGCUCCGGGCCCUGGCGCUCAGAUUCCGGCCGCUCAGUCAGAUCUCCGCCGGCUCUGGGGUGACAUGCUGGGCUCCGGGGGCUCUGCGGAGCGGGGGCGGCUCCGUCAGCUGCUCCGGGGGAGUGUGGCUGGUCUAUGCGAACUGAAGCUUUUGCGAGAGAGGCAAGAAGUCCGGGUCCGGAGAGCCUUGCAAGGCGGAGAGGACCUGGACCGGCAGCUUUGGGAAUUGGAAAGACAACUAGGAGAGCUGCGACUGAGAGCUGAAAAUGACAGCGAGAACGCAAUGUAUGAGGAAGACGGUCCAGAGACGUGCGAUGUGUUUGUAGACCGUUCCCCUACAGGGAGGCAGACAGAAGCGCGAAUGCAAUAUGCAAGCGAGCGUCCCAAGAGCGCAGGUGAUUUGGUUGUGGGCUCCCAACACCCUCGCUCUUCCUCUUCCCGCCUCUUGGUUCCCCGAUCGAUGUCCGCUCCGUACCCUUCUCCUUCAUCCCCACCUCCUCCACCGCCAGCUUCCCGUCGGGCCGAAGGCUAUAUCCUUUCCCUCCUCCGCCGGCAACUUCGGACCCCGUACCUGCGUUCGGUCUCUGCUGAACGGCCUUCUCCUCCUCCCCCUCCCCCACAACCUCAAGUAUCUCGGAUGGCAAAUGCUUCCUACACGCCUCCUCACCGGGGGCCUCGCAGGAAGCACCCACCUCUCUUGAAAGGUCACAGCGUGGAAGGGUCCCCGCCCCGGGCCCCGAGAAAAUGUCUGUCUGCGGAGGAGCCACCCCGUAAGAGAGGGGGGAGGAGGACCCCAAGAUCUUUAUCUGAGACGAGUCUUAGGGACCCCAAUCAUAGAGGUGAAGAUGGAGGAGACGCUAGAAACCACACAGAGACCUGGGAAGGACAACAAGGCAACGUAGAUGGUUGGGCAGAUCAAAGAGGUCCUGCGGAGGGUUGGAUAGGUGCGAGAGGUCGCUCUGAAGGAUGGAUGGAGCAGAGAGGUCUCUCGCAGGAAUGGGGUGAACCCAGAGGUCAUAUACAGGAAGGAGGGCGAUGCUACACGUUGGGCAGAGAAGGCAGGGGUCCUCCAAUAAAGAUUGGCCCUUCUUGCAGAAAGUGGAGGUCCACGGCAGAGAUUAGUGCUGGGGGCCAGGAAGUGGAUCCUAGAGUAAAUUCUGGUGGGGAAGAGGAGGAGGAUGAAGGGGGGCUUGUAUGGCCCCUGCAGCUCCCCCCGCGGGACGCAGAUGGACGCCCCCAAAUGUUUAAAGUGAAGGCGUCGCAAGCCCUGAAGAAAAAGAUCAUGAGGUUUCACACAGAGUCGCUCAAGGUUAUGACGACCGUGUGACCCCGAUGCCAACACGAGCCAUCCGACGUUUGUCAUCCACCUAUGUACAUAGAGACCGUGUCUAAGGUUACAAAAUACUAUGGAUGUGAUGACUUCUCCACGAAUAUACAUACAGGGUUUCAAUGUAUGGCGAUCAGGACAAGUCUUGUAGUAAUCGACCA
Messenger RNA from Spea bombifrons (plains spadefoot toad), 1527 nucleotides. It is a transcript of the gene DACT3, whose product is annotated as dishevelled binding antagonist of beta catenin 3. The transcript has 4 exons. The record is from RefSeq and is a predicted model, not a curated record. Bases 104 to 1366 code for a protein of 420 amino acids. Lineage: Eukaryota; Metazoa; Chordata; Amphibia; Anura; Pelobatidae. Gene Ontology annotation, biological process: negative regulation of canonical Wnt signaling pathway. Gene Ontology annotation, cellular component: cytoplasm.